AUUUCAAGGUUAUUGUGAGAACUGAGAUGACAGGAGUGUGUGUGGCAGUUGACUCCGCUGUGAAGAGAAAACUAUUAUUUCGAGCUCGCUUUCGCCGGGACGCGGGCGGAAAGACACGAGGAACAACCCACCGGAAGAAAACCGUGAUUCGGCGAGAACAGGUAACCCAGCCUCAUUUCCCCUGGCAUUGGAAGUUACUGCUUUCUCCUUAACUGCAGCUUGAAACUUCCGGCAUGCUUAUAAUAAGCCUGGCGCUGUGAUGAAAAGCUUUUUCCCCAUUUGACUGAAUCUUCUCGACAAUUCUGGCAGAUAAUGAUGCUUGAAUUGAACAAUUAAGGGUUCUGAAGUCAAAGCUUUUGAGAUCAAUAAUGGCAGGAAAAUCAUCACUUUUUAAAGUAAUUCUCCUUGGAGAUGGUGGAGUUGGAAAGAGUUCCCUUAUGAACAGAUAUGUAACUAAUAAGUUUGAUACCCAACUCUUCCAUACAAUAGGUGUGGAAUUUUUAAAUAAAGAUUUGGAGGUAGAUGGACAUUUUGUUACCAUGCAGAUUUGGGACACAGCUGGUCAAGAGCGAUUCCGAAGCCUGAGGACACCAUUUUACAGAGGUUCUGACUGUUGCCUGCUUACUUUUAGUGUCGAUGAUUCACAAAGCUUCCAGAACUUGAGUAACUGGAAGAAAGAGUUCAUAUAUUAUGCAGAUGUGAAAGAGCCUGAAAGCUUUCCUUUCGUGAUUUUGGGUAACAAGAUUGACAUAAGUGAACGGCAGGUGUCUACAGAAGAAGCCCAAGCUUGGUGCAGGGACAACGGCGACUACCCUUACUUUGAAACAAGUGCAAAAGAUGCCACGAAUGUUGCAGCAGCCUUUGAGGAAGCGGUUCGAAGAGUCCUUGCUACCGAGGAUAGGUCAGAUCACUUGAUUCAGACAGACACGGUCAAUCUUCACCGAAAGCCCAAGCCUAGCUCAUCUUGUUGUUGAUUGUUAGACGUUGUCAAUGCGUUCUAACCAACUCACGUGUAUACAUAAACAUGGGGAUGGAGAAGACAAUUAGCACUUGCAGCAGUAUAUCAUCUACUAAUACAAUUAAACUAAUGUAUAUUGCUGCUUCAUUAGUUGGUGGGAGAAGGGACACAUCCACUCACAAAGGAAUCUAUUUACUCAACAAUGGCACCUUACAUUUAUCAGUUGUAAUGGCUGUCUAAUCCUAUUUCUUUAAUUUAAAUAUGUAAGUUACACAGCUAAUAAACAAGAUGACCAAGACUUUAAUUGUAAUUAAAACAAAAAACUUGACUAUUCUAGAAGUUAUACUUGGGCUUUUUUUCCCGGAAAAAUGGAGAACUACUUUUUAUAUGUGUAUGUUUUUAUGUAAUUAGCAUUGUAUUCUUGGUUCAAGGGAAAAAUUUCCUAAAGCAAUAAUGUUAGAUAUUAAAGAUUAAAAUCUAAUGCAUUU
This is a messenger RNA of Carlito syrichta (Philippine tarsier), 1446 nucleotides long. It is a transcript of the gene RAB9A, whose product is annotated as RAB9A, member RAS oncogene family. Gene Ontology annotation, molecular function: GTP binding; GTPase activity. The record is from RefSeq and is a predicted model, not a curated record. Gene Ontology annotation, cellular component: phagocytic vesicle; lysosome; late endosome. Gene Ontology annotation, biological process: Rab protein signal transduction; retrograde transport, endosome to Golgi. The transcript has 6 exons. NCBI's taxonomy places the organism in Eukaryota, Metazoa, Chordata, Mammalia, Primates, Tarsiidae. Bases 369 to 974 code for a protein of 201 amino acids.